AUGUCUAACGUGGAUGAUAUACGAAUAGAAUUGAGUAAACAAUGUCUAUUAACUCAACGCGAUGAAAAUGCGUUUAUUUGCUUAGUAGCUGUCGAGGCAGCAUUUGAAGCACUAACACUUUCCAGUAAAACCUUGAACAAUAAAUUAAAUCAAAACAAGUCAUUUCAGUUCUAUAAUUAUUUUCUUCUUAAUCAAAAUUCCAUUGAAUCAUUCGAUUAUGACUUGAAUGGGAAAACGAGCAAAUAUUUCAAUACAGAAUUUCAUCAGCAUGUGUUAACUGACGUCGAAGAAAGAAAAAUGAUGUUGAACGAAUUAUUCAAUCAUUUUUCGGAUCAAACAUUUCAAUUCUCACAAAAAUUUCUCAGUCACAUUACUACCGAAUCUGUGGCAUUAAUCACAUGUAGUUCACUGAUCUUUCGACCAUUGAAAAGUACUGAUUGGGAAGAAUUGUGGUCCUUGAAAUUUCAUUCAAAUCUUCACUUAGCGAGUGAAACCAAAUUUUAUUUCACCAAAGGCCUUUUUCGUAUUGCUUUUCAUGAAACAUUUCAAAAAGUUGAAAUUCCUGGCGAAGUUUAUCAUGGAAUACCAACGAAACUAAUCAUUCUGCUUCCACGUUGUUCGUCCGAUCUUGUGCAUAUCUAUGCCAAUCUAAAUGAAUAUAUCCAUCUACCAUUUUCGUUAGCCUUCAUCAGUGUUUGUAUACCGAACAUUUUCAUGAAUAUUGAAAUGAACAUUAGUGAAUCAUUGAAAAACUUUCGUGAUUUGUUCAAUUUUACUACUAUAAUUAAACAAAACGAGGAUACUCAUUUGUCUGCAGCAUAUUCUCUCGGACGUUUUGUUCUUGACAUGACCACAGAUGGAAGCAAACAACCAUCAACACUAUGUGUACAUUCAAUCGAUUUGUCACCCGUCAUUCCAUGGGUAUUCUUUGCUAAUCGCCCAUUCGUUUUUAUUGUCACAUACGGUGAACAUUAUCUAUAUAUUGGACAAAUGUUAGGUCCGAAAAUUCCAUCAUCAACCAAGAUUUUUUGA
Adineta ricciae is the source of this 1032-nucleotide messenger RNA. The record is from the annotation of a GenBank genome assembly. Lineage: Eukaryota; Metazoa; Rotifera; Eurotatoria; Adinetida; Adinetidae.